AUGUUGAGCACAACCUUUACCCUGCUGGCAACAGCACUACUAUGCUCUGCAGCUCCGGUCGACAAGCGUUCAACUAGUGGCGCUGUUAUCACGACCGAUUUUCCUGAUCCAGCACUUGUCAGCGUCAACAACAAGUGGUUCGCGUUUGGUACCCAAUCGCUGUAUGACUACAAGAACAUCCACAUCCAGGUUGCUUCUUCAUCCGACUUCAACUCUUGGUCCCUUCACGAGGGUCAAGAUGCCUUACCAAACUUGCCUGGUUGGGUUGACCAGAGUAACCCUCUGGUUUGGGCUCCUGAUGUAAUGCACUUGGUGAGCUGGUCAUAUCCGUUUGAUCGUGAACCUACCCGACUAACACAUCAACAGGACGAUGGCACCUUUGUGAUGUACUUCAGUGCCACCACCAACACUGGUGGCAAUGGCAACUACCACUGCAUCGGUACAGCUACUAGCUCCAAUGUAGAAGGCCCUUACAACCCAUCGCCAGAUCCAUGGUAUUGUCCUGUUGACCAGGGCGGCGCCAUUGAUGCAGCUGGCUUCAGAGAUGCAGACGGAACUUGGUACAUCACCUACAAGAUAGACGGAAACGCCAAAGGAAACGGAGGUAUAUGCAACAAUGGCAACGCUCCUAUCGUCAACACACCCUUGAUUAUCCAAAAGGUCGGAGCAGACGGCAUCAGCAAACAAGGAAGCCCUUCAACCAUCAUGAACCUACAAUCUUCAGAUGGCCCAGACAUUGAAGCUCCCGCCAUGAUCAGAAGGGGAAGCACAUACAUUCUUAUGUUCAGUUCUCAUUGCUACAGCACAAACAGCUACGAUACACUAUACGCAACUAGCAACUCACCCACCGGAGGAUUUGUCCGAGGAGGAAGUCUUUUGGGAGGCGGAAGAGGUGGACUCGAUGCCUCUUUGGACGCGACUCAUGUUGCUUUCCACGGACUGCAGGGUGAUGGACGCAGAUUCAUGUACACUGGCACUCUCAACAUUAACGGCAACACUGUUACCCUCUAA
Messenger RNA from Aureobasidium musti, 1011 nucleotides. NCBI's taxonomy places the organism in Eukaryota, Fungi, Ascomycota, Dothideomycetes, Dothideales, Saccotheciaceae. The record is from the annotation of a GenBank genome assembly.